Molecule: messenger RNA, 2552 nt
Organism: Drosophila melanogaster (fruit fly)
Lineage: Eukaryota; Metazoa; Arthropoda; Insecta; Diptera; Drosophilidae
Gene: RIC-3
Product: RIC3 acetylcholine receptor chaperone
Exons: 11
Coding region: 398-1426 (342 amino acids)
Cellular component (GO): endoplasmic reticulum membrane; synapse
Source: RefSeq, marked reviewed
CCAUCUCCGUUCGGUCGACUGAAAAAUCAAUUAUUAUUGCUGCUGCUUUCUGGCAGAGAAACUUAUAACGACAAACAAACAGUUUGAAAUUAGCGUAAUUAGAUAAGAAAACGAACUUUGAAACCAAAGGUGUUAGUCUUUAAAAACGAAACUGAUAAUUAUUUAAAAGAUAAUGCUUUAAACGUACAGCAAAUCAACCAUUAGCCAGCCAAAAUGAGCCAAUGCCAAAGUUAAACAGCAACUAGAAACACAGCGCAUAGUCAACAGCUCGCAGGGAGCCAUCAACGAACCAAAUCGAUCAGGAACACAUAGCAGAGUUGCCUUAGGGACUAGCUUUAACCACGAACCCAUAGCCAAACGAAUCCAGAUAGCCCACGGAAUCCGCUACCAAGCCAAAAUGCCCGCUACAGCCACAUCCAAGCCGAGAGCUCCGCUCGUCGAGGAGGGCAUGACGCCCAAGAAGACCGCCCUGAUCAUCGUAACCGUGAUCGGAUGCAUUGCCAUCCUGUGGCCAAAGGUCUUCCAUCCCAUGAUGUUCGGAGGAGUGCCUCCAAGCCAGCCAAACUUCAAGGAUCCACGAGCAGCACCAGGCGGAUGUUGUGAUGUCGUCCUGGACAGGGAGCAGUUUCUGAAUGCCACGAAGAAGGACACUGUCGAGCCCUUCGGUCCGCAUUUGUAUCGCAAGCAAAUCAAUGUUUACACGGGCGAAAUAAGUCUGCGCCAGGAGCGUCCCGCCCACCUGCAUCCGGAAUCCAUAUACCAGGCCAUGAGGGAGCGGGGUCGCGCCAUUCCCGCCACGCCCACCGUGCCGAUUCUAGAACGAAAGACUUCGCCCAGUAAUCCGCCUCCGCGGAUUGUCGACGGACGGCCUGGACCCAUUCCUGGAAUGCGUCCACCCAUGGGCGCCGGUGCACUGCAUCAGCCACAACAGCGGGGCAGCAGCAUGGGCUUCCUAAUGCCACUCUACACCAUUGGCAUCGUAGUCUUCUUCGGCUACACCCUAAUGAAGAUUAUGUUCAAGAAGCAAGUUCCCAAUGAUCCGUACGGAGCGGCGCCUCCAAAUCCUGCCUUCCGGCAGGAGGUCUUCGGAUCACAGAACCACAGCCAGGUGGAGGAUUUGGGCGGCAGCAAACUGGGAGCUGCCACCGCCACUGCCGCCGCAAAGAAGCCGGCCGCCAAGGACACCGAAAAGGAGCUGUACAACGCCAGUGUGUCGGCCACCGAGGUGGCGAGCAGUUUGUCCGCCUCUCUGAAGAGCCACCAGCAGCUGAAGGAGGCCGAGCAGCUGAUGGAGAUCGAGAAGCUGCGCCAGAAACUCGAGAGCACGGAGCGGGCGAUGGCCCAGUUGGUGGCCGAAAUGAACACCGAUCAGUAUGAGGCAAAGAUGAUUGCCCUCAAGUUUCUCAAGCGGCAGCCAAACUUCUAAGACAAUAAUAACCAUCAUUCAGUUCACAUAGAAUCAGUCAGUAAAACAGACCAAAAUCAGACCAACAACAACUCAGAUCACAACUAAAAAAACGACAACGAAAAAACGAGGGAGCAACCACUAGACAAGCAGAACCUAUCCAAUGGACAUGCAAGCAGCACCGACCAAAAUCCGGAGCAGGAGACCGUGGCGAAGGGAGCCAGGAAACGGCGGGAUCUAAGCGCUGAACAGGAACUGACGUCCAAAUUGGAAGACAACUUGCCGGAGCCGCAGUCCAUUUACUUGGAAGGCGCUUUGGCCCAUGAGUCCCAGAUUUUGGUUGCCGACUCCCAGAUCAAACGCGAAGAAGUCUACGACUCGGAGCUCAAUGGCUCAGCCGAGGAACCAGCCAUCAUUCUUAGCAGCAGAAUGACAUUGUCAUUGAUUAAUUUGGACGCAAAUCAACAAAAUGGAAAUGCAGGCAAAUCCGCAGUGGAAAGUCCUCUGGCUGAUGACAUCGAAAUAAUUGGACACGACGAGCAGUAGAUCGAUUUUUAUAUAUAUAUAAUUUGGCAAUGAACACGACUUGAUUCAGACGAAACUAACUAAUUGCAAGGGCCGAGUGAAAUUUCGUUGCUAAUUUCGUUGAACGACGAACAUUAUGACUGAUUGCCACGAAACAGAUUUGCCAAUAAUUUGAUAUCUGAUUUGUAUAUAUAUACAUAUUGUAUGUUUUGAUAUCUUCGUUUUGAUUUUAAAACGCCAACGUUGUGUCUACUCCCUCUAAAGUAAACCUUAAAACUUUAUGCUCUUGAAAACCUUAAUCAUUUUCGGUCAAAACUUAAAGCCAAACUUGCAUGUCUAGAAAACUCUUUAGCUCGUUUAGAAAACCGCGUCUUUGUGAACUGCAUGAUUUUGUGUGAAUACUCUUAGUUGAAAGUCAAUGCAAAACUAGUCUACCAUUAAGCUAAGCGCAUAUGUAUUUCAAGCCGCAUCGUCUAAUCAAAAUCCGUAGCUACUUGGCAAUGAAAUUACCUUAAAAAAAAAUCCAAUCGAUCGCACGUAAAUCGUAUGAUUAAACAAAUAAAGUUAGUGCCACGGCGUUUGUGAACCUAGUAUAAUGAAUAAAUUGAAAACCGAACUUGAC